UACUGUUUCCGCUUCCGGUCCGGUGUUACAGUCUGGCGCGCGCUGUUCAAAACAGCGGAAAGAAACGCGGGCAGAAGUAGCAGGAGAACCGCCAGGAACUUCAGCUUUACAGUAACAGUUAUCGUUUUGUGCAGCACCACAGGAACGCGUUCGGUGAAAUUUGUGAAAAAUGAUGCCGACAGCUACCAGGAAGAGAAAGCUCCCCUCUCUGGACUCUGACAGUCAAGCGACCAUGAAGGGAGUGAGUGAGAUGUCCCCGGUUAAGAGGAGAUCCCCCAGGAAGAAGCCAGUCGGGCGUCUUAACAGCGAGGACUGUCCUUCGCCACAAAAAUCUCCACGUGGGCUGACAGGCUCACCAGCCAAAUCACCGCGUAAAUCUCCAUACAAACAUACCGUUGUAACAAGCUCCUUUUAUGGCAAGAAGAAGCCCAUCUAUCUCACUCCACUAGAGAGGAAGGCCAUCAAGGAGUCUCUGCCUUCUCCUCCUCCUUCUCUUCCUUCCCCUCCUUCUCAGGAGAAAAAGAAGAAUAAGAAGAAUGUUAAAGGAAGCAGCAAGCCGAGAAAGGUGGCUGCAAAAUCUAAAACUGCGGGAAAGAUGGCGAUCCAAAGCUAUGCAACAGCUUCAAAGGCCAUCAAGCUGCCUAAACUCAACAACAGUGUCACCGUGAAACCGGCGGCUCCCUCUACAACCGCGGCUCCCACCAGCAGCACCAAGCCAGAGUACAAGAAAUCGAUCACCAUCUCUUUCAGUAGUCUGAAGCCCAAACCAAAGAUCUUUGUAGGAGCUGCUUUCUUCGGCACAGGGAAGAAACCCACGUCCAUGUACAAGAAAUGUGUACCAAAAUCCUCAAACAGGCCUGCUUCAGCCCCAGAGAAGAGCAAAGCUGCCCUGCCUCAGAAAAAGAGUGAGAAACCAAAGCAGCAGCUAACCGCUCCGCUGAUGAACCAACAGCAGAAACCUCCUGCAGAGACUGCUGUCCAGCCGAUGGAGACUAAAGAGAAGCAGCCGAGCACCAAGCACAGAGCAAAGUUUGAUCCAACAGACUGGCUGGACUCAGUUGACGAACAGCCUGAAACUCCACAGGCAUUAGGUUCUCCUAAGGUGUUAACCAAGAAAUAUGGGCUCACCAAGGAGCUGUUCAUUGUGUUGACAAGGACCCCAACACCAAGUCCUGCAUCCACAGCCUCACACCUCAGUGCUCAGGAUGAUUCUCUGGCAGACCUGAGUGACAUAAGUCCCACCAGUGCUGCUGCCAGUCCAGCUAGAGAAUCGGCAGCGUUGUAUCCCAUCUUUGGCUCUGCCUCCAAGAGGUCAAGGAAAGCUUUGCAGCCACCAGUGUCCAGCAGCACCCCCUCUGGCCCAAUAACAUCACUGCAGACUCCCUCCUCAGUCAAAGAGCGACCUGCUCGCAGGAGGAAAGACAAACAGGAUGACGAUCAGCUCAUCAUUGAUGCAGGCCAGAGGCAGUUUGGAGCGACAACCUGCAGCUCAUGUGGGAUGGUGUACAGUGCAGACAACCCAGAGGACAAUUUCCAACACACCCAGUUCCACCAGCGCUUCCUUGACUCCAUCAAAUUUGUGGGCUGGAAGAAGGAGCGGGUGGUGGCCGAGUUCUGGGAUGGAAAGAUUCUCCUGGUCAUGCCAGAUGAUCCCAAAUAUGCCAUCAAAAAGGCUGAGGACGUGCGGCGUGUAGCAGACAGUGAGUUGGGUUUCCAGCAGGUGACUCUGAGCAGACCCACACAGGCCAAGACCUACCUCUUCAUCAACACAGAGCGUAUGGUGGUGGGAUGUCUUGUCGCUGAGCCGAUACGUCAGGCUUACAGAGUCCUGGAGCAGCCGGACCGACAAAAAGACAUGACAAAGGACGACUUCAUGGAGCGACAUCGAGCCUGGUGCUGCUCCACCAUCCCAGAACAAGCGCUGUGUGGCGUCAGUCGGAUCUGGGUCUUCAGUCUGGCCAGACGACAGAGCAUUGCUACCCGAAUGUUGGACACAGUCAGGAGCAGCUUCAUGUACGGCAGCCAUCUAACCAAGGAAGAAAUCGCCUUCUCUGACCCAACACCUGACGGCAAACAGUUCGCAACCAAGUACUGCAACACACCAACCUUCCUCGUUUACAACUUCAUUGCAUGAAGUGUGUAGAGAAUAAAAGGAAAUUAAAAGGUGCAUUACUGUUUUAACUGACAUGUGGAAUUGUAAGUUCUACAGAAACGGAUCCUCAGGCAGAGCUUAAAUUGUCUUUUAUAUGCAGAGUAAUAACUGUUCAGGUUUUUAAUUGUUGAUUAGGACAGGCCUCAGUUUGUGUUGAGACUGUCUGAUAAGCUUUGGUUGUAUAAUUAUAAUACGUUCAUGUUCUGGAUUAAGUAGGUCUAGAGUUUUGAAAGGUACGCCUGUUCUCAUCAGUAUUUAUACUCAGUUCUGCUUUAUUUGCUGCUGAAUGUUUGUAUGUCAGCUGUGUUUUCAGAUGUUUUUAUUCUGCAGUGACUGAAAAAAAUUCAGCAUGACUUUCAUAAUUUGUUGUUCAUUUUUGUCUUUUAGCAUCUCCGAAAACUGAUACAUUAAUUUUAUUGUCCAGAUAGCUGGAGGUAUUCUGGAUGUCUUUGGAAGGAAAAUAUGUAGAUAGGCCUGUUGAAGGGUGGGUGCCGUUAUUGUUUGAGGGGCAUUCUACUUUGUAAAUACACUUAAUAAACAUAUUGCUUUUUGUUUUAUGACCCUA
This is a messenger RNA of Acanthopagrus latus (yellowfin seabream), 2717 nucleotides long. RefSeq names its product establishment of sister chromatid cohesion N-acetyltransferase 2 (gene esco2). Gene Ontology annotation, cellular component: chromatin; nucleus. Gene Ontology annotation, molecular function: protein-lysine-acetyltransferase activity. NCBI's taxonomy places the organism in Eukaryota, Metazoa, Chordata, Actinopteri, Spariformes, Sparidae. The transcript has 15 exons. Bases 170 to 2134 code for a protein of 654 amino acids. The record is from RefSeq and is a predicted model, not a curated record. Gene Ontology annotation, biological process: mitotic sister chromatid cohesion.